Messenger RNA from Brassica oleracea var. oleracea, 4104 nucleotides. RefSeq names its product disease resistance protein TAO1-like. Lineage: Eukaryota; Viridiplantae; Streptophyta; Magnoliopsida; Brassicales; Brassicaceae. The transcript has 4 exons. The record is from RefSeq and is a predicted model, not a curated record. The coding region runs from base 65 to 3985 and encodes 1306 amino acids. Gene Ontology annotation, biological process: defense response; signal transduction. Gene Ontology annotation, molecular function: ADP binding.
CAUACCUAAACUCCUCCACAUAUCUUGCUAGAGAGCUUCUUGGUCUCUCUCUACCACACACAAAAUGACCUCUUCUUUUCUCCUUCCCACUGUUGCUGCUGCUGCAGCAGCAAUUAGCUUCUUCACGCUUUUAAGAAAGUUCAGAUUCCAUAAAAAACUAGAUUCUUCUUCUUUAUCUCUUCCAUCAACUCCAACUACUCUGUCUCACAAUUGGACACACCAUGUCUUUCCAAGCUUCCGUGGGGAGGAUGUCCGCAGAGACUUUUUCAGUCACAUUCAAAAGGAAUUUCAAAGAAAAGGAAUCACACCGUUCAAUGAUAAUAAGAUUAAGAGAGGAGAAUCCAUUGGUCCCGAACUCAUACGGGCUAUUAGAGGAUCUAAGAUAGCAAUCGUCUUGCUCUCGAGGAACUAUGCUUCUUCGAAAUGGUGUCUUGACGAGUUGGUGGAGAUUAUGAAGUGCAGGGAAGAGUUGAGUCAAACUGUAAUGGCCAUUUUCUAUAAAGUAGAUCCAUCUGAUGUUAAGAAGCUCACAGGAGAAUUUGGAAAAGUUUUCAGAAAAACUUGUGCGGGUAAAACUAAGGAGGAUAUUGAGAGAUGGAGACAAGCUUUGGCAAAAGUGGCCACGGUGGCUGGUUACCAUUCAAGCAACUGGGAUAAUGAAGCAGCCAUGAUCGAAAAAAUUGCCACUGAUGUUUCAAACGAGCUGAUCAAUUCCACGGUAUCAAGUGAUUUUGAUAGUUUAGUUGGGAUGAGAACUCAUAUAGAAAAUGUGGAACCACUUUUACACCUAGCAUCUGAUGAAGUGAAGAUGAUAGGGAUUUGGGGUCCGUCUGGAAUUGGUAAGAGCACCAUCGCCAGAGUUUUAUUCAGCAAAUACUCUCAUCAGUUCCAACUUAGUGUUUUCAUGGAGAACAUCAGAGUGCGAUAUCCAAGACCUUGCUACGACGAGUACAGUGCGAAACUGCAGUUACAGAAAGAGUUCUUGUCUCAAAUAAUCAACCAGGAGGAUAUCAAGCUUCAUCAUUUGGGUGUUGCACAAGACAGGUUAAAAGACAAGAGAGUGCUAGUCGUUCUUGAUGAUGUGGAUCAGUUGGUGCAAUUGGAUGCAAUGGCCAAAGAAACUACGUGGUUCGGUCCUGGAAGUCGGAUUAUCAUCACCACGCAAGAUAAAAAGAUUUUGAAUGCACACAAGAUUAACCAGAUUUACCAUGUGGAUUUUCCACAAAAUGAUGAGGCUCUUCAAAUCUUUUGUAUGUAUGCUUUUGGUCAAAAGGCCCCAAAUGAUAGCUUCGAGCAGCUUGCUUGGGAAGUUAUAGAACUUUCCGGUAAACUCCCACUGGGACUAAGGGUUAUGGGAUCUUACUUCAAAGGAAUGUCCAAGGAGGAAUGGACUAAGGCACUACCAAGGUUAAAGAUUAGCCUUGACGGAGAUAUUGAAAGCAUUUUAAAGUUUAGUUAUGAUGCCUUAUGCUAUGAAGAUAAAAAUCUAUUUCUUUAUAUAGCCUGCUUUUUCAACAAUGAAUGGGUUGAGAAAGUGGAAGAGCAUCUUGCCGAGAGUUUCUUUGAUGUAAGACAAGGUCUUCACGUCUUAGCUGAGAAAUCUCUUAUAUCAGUCAGCUCGGGAUAUAUAAGGAUGCAUAAUUUGCUAGCACAUUUGGGUAGAGAAAUCGUCCGUACACAAUCUAUUCAUGACCCUGGACAGCGUCAAUUUUUAGUUGAUACAAGAGAUAUAUUCCAAGUACUGAACAAUGAUACACCAGGUAGUAGAAGUGUUGUCGGCAUAGAUUUCAAGUACUCGGAGAUCACAGAUGAGUUAUAUAGAAGUGACAAAGCCUUUGAAAGCAUGCCUAGUCUUCAGUUCUUAAGACUUGAUGGUAACUAUAUUGAACCCAUAUCGUACUUGUCACAAAGUGUGAACUAUCUACCUAGAAAAGUUAGACUACUGCAUUGGGAACAUUUUCCUAUGAAGUGUCUGCCUUCUAAUUUUAGCCCACAGUUCCUCGUUGAACUAAACAUGCCUGACAGCGAGCUUGAGAAUUUGUGGGAAGGAACUCACACGAUUAGAAACCUCAAAUGGAUGGAUUUGAGUUUUUCCAUAAAUUUGAAAGAGCUUCCUGAUCUCUCAACUGCCACUAGUCUAAAGAAGCUGAAGAUUCCUGGUUGUUCAAAUCUGCUUGAACUCCCUUCUUCUAUUGGGAAUGCUACUAAUCUUGAGGGACUGGAUCUCAAUGGGUGUUCAGAUCUUGUUGAGCUCCCAUCCUCUAUUGGUAAUGCUAUAAACCUCAAGGAUUUGGAUCUUACGAGUUGUACAACUCUUUUGAACCUGCCUUCUUCUAUGGGAUGUGUCACUGCUCUGGAGAAAUUAAACCUCAAUGGAUGCAAGCACCUAGUUGAGCUCCCUUCCUCUAUUGGUAAUGCAACUAAUCUCAGAAAAUUGGAUCUUGAGAAUUGCUCAAGUUUGGUGGAGCUUCCUUUUUCCAUUAGAGAUGCCGUGAAUCUCAAGCAUUUUAUUUUUAGUGGUUGCUCAAGUCUUGUGGAGCUCCCUGCUUUUUGUGGUAAUGCUACUGAUAUCAAAGAAUUUAAUCUGAGAGGUUGCUCAAGUUUAGUGAAGCUCCCUUCUUCUAUUGGGAAUAUCACUAGUCUCAAGAAUUUGGAUCUGAGUGAGUGUUUUAGUCUUGUGGAGCUGCCUUCUUCUAUUGGGAAUAUCACUGAUCUCAAGAACUUGUAUCUUUCUGAGUGCUCAAGUCUCUUGGAGCUCCCUUCCUCUAUAGGAUAUAUCACUAACCUUGAGAAUUUGUAUCUUGACGACUGCUCAAGUCUAAUGAAGCUCCCUUCCUCUAUCGGGAAUAUCACUAAUCUUGAGAGUUUGGAUCUCAAUGAAUGUUCAAGUCUUAUUGAGCUACCUUUGUCUAUUGGGAAUAUCACAAGUCUCAAGAAACUGUAUCUUAGUAAAUGCUCAAGUCUGGUUGGGUUACCUUCCUCUAUUGGAAAUCUUCACAAUUUGUUGACGUUGCGGUUGCAAGGUUGCUCAAAGCUUGAGGCUCUUCCUAUCAACAUCAACAUGAAGUCUCUCAACGAACUUGAUCUUACUGAUUGCUCACUGUUGAAGUUCUUUCCUGAGAUUUCUACGAAUAUUAAGUAUCUAAGGCUCAGUGGAACUGCGAUAGAACAAGUGCCUUCAUUAAUCAAGUCAUGGUAUCGUCUGGAUGACUUGCAUAUGACAUACAGUGAAAGCCUUGGGGAAUCCCCACAUGUUUUUGACUGCAUCACAGAGUUGCACUUAAGCGAUACAAGAAUACAAGAAAUUUCUGUAUGGAUCAAGGAAAUGUCACGUCUACAUAAACUUGUGAUCAAGGGUUGCACAAAGCUAGUCUCUCUCCCACAGCUUCCAGACUCCAUAGCCUUUCUUGAUGCAGAGAACUGUGAGUCUCUUGAGAGACUAGAUUGCUCUUUUCACAAUACAAAGUUCAUUGAUCUAAACUUUGUUAAAUGCUUCAAACUGAAUCAAGAAGCAAGAGACCUUAUCGUCAGGACACCAACAUGUAGAUUUGCGCUCUUACCAGGACAAAAAGUGCCUCCAAAAUUCACCUACCGAGCCACUGGGAGUUCCCUUUCAGUGAAACUGAAUGGAAUUGAUACGCACUUCCCUACGUCCUUGAGAUUCAAGGCUUGCGUCUUGUUGGUUAACAAGGAUAACGUUGAGGCUGGUCAGUGGAACGUGAUGGAAGUGUUUGUUCGCAUCAAGGACGAAAAGAAUGGUGUCGGUGUUAUGUGUAGACCAAAAAACUACCACCUUCUACCUGCACUUUUACGGUACAUGUUCACUCCACGUUUAAAUGAGCAUUUAUACAUAUUCGAAUUUGAUAAUAUGGUGAGUUCCAGUGAAUUAUUGUUUGAGUUUGAAGUCCACAAUGACAAAUGGGAGAUUGGUGAAUGUGGGCUACUUGCUCCAACGGUUUGGGUGCCUCGUUUUGAUGGAAGCUGAAAAAACAAUACAUUUUUGCUGUAAAGAUUUUUACAACCCAUAUUAUUUCUAGAGCAUAAAUCCUUUCCAAUCAUGUUGUGUUUUGUAAAUAUUUUUUAAAACUAUUUUUCUUUCAUAUU